Messenger RNA from Nannospalax galili (Upper Galilee mountains blind mole rat), 1316 nucleotides. RefSeq names its product nmrA-like family domain-containing protein 1. Bases 117 to 1016 code for a protein of 299 amino acids. The transcript is spliced from 5 exons. Lineage: Eukaryota; Metazoa; Chordata; Mammalia; Rodentia; Spalacidae. The record is from RefSeq and is a predicted model, not a curated record.
AAAGGGUGUGGUGAUCAGACUGGCUUAUACUUCUCACGCAAGGAAAAACCUGCAUUUGUGCUGUUUGUCACUGCUCAGCCACUUGCUGCUCCGUUGCUUGGAGGAAAGCUGGUAACAUGGCUCAAAGGAAAGUAAUUGCUGUGUUUGGAGCAACAGGGGCUCAGGGUGGCUCAGUGGCCAAGGCCAUUCUGGAGAACAAAUAUUUUGCAGUGAGAGCCCUGACCAGGGACGUGACUCGAAAGAAGGCCCUAGCACUACAGGACCUUGGUGCUGAGAUUGCCAGGUGUGACCUAGAUGAUGCAGCAUCUGUGGAAGCAGCCUUAAAAGGGGCCUAUGGAGCCUUUGUGGUGACCAACUUCUGGGACCAUCUUAGCAAAGAGAAGGAAGUGUGUCAGGGAAAACUAGUGGCAGAUGUUGCCAAGCGCCUGGGUCUGAAACACGUGGUGUACAGCGGCCUGGAGAAUGUCCAACAGCUGAGUGGGGGCAAGUUGCAGGUGCCCCACUUCGAUGGGAAGGGAGAGGUGGAGGAAUAUUUCUGGUCCAUCGGUGUUCCCAUGACCAGCGUGCGCUUGGCAGCUUACUUUGAAAACUUCCUCACUGUAUGGAAGCCGGUGAAAGCCCCUGGUGGGGAUCACUACACCCUAGCACUGCCCAUGGGGAAUGCACCAAUGGAUGGGAUCUCUGUGGCUGACAUAGGAGCAGUUGUCUCCAGCAUUUUCAAUUCUUCAGAGGAGUUUUUAGGCAAGGCUGUGGGCCUCAGUGCAGAGGCUCUAACAGUACAGCAAUACGCUGAUGUUUUGUCCAAGAUUCUGGGAAAAGAAGUUCGAGAUGCAAUGAUCACUCCAGAGGCUUAUGAGAAGCUGGGAUUCCCUGGAGCAGAGGAACUGGCUAAUAUGUGUCGUUUCUACCAAAUGAAGCCAGACCGUGAUGUCAAGCUCACCCAUCACCUAAACUCCAAAGUCAAAAGCUUCAGCCAGUUCAUCUUGGAGAACCAGGGAGCCUUUAAAGACAUGUAGAAGACUCAGCUGCUCCAGCACCCCACUGCCUGUAUUUCAGAUCACUUUUGUCUUUGCGAUGCAACAUCCACCUUUACAGAACAAAGAGCUUCGAGACCGAAGUAGAGAAGUUCUCUGAGACUGGGGUGGGAAGAAAUGGGGAGUCGCUGCUUAAUGGUUACAGAGCAGAAGAAAGGUGAUGAACAAAGUUUGAGAAAGAGGCGAAAACUGCACAGUGCAUGGAAUUAAUGCCAAUGAUUUGUAUUCUUAAAAUGGCAAUUUUAUGCCACAAUAAAAUUUUUGAAAACAUAAUCAUAUGAA